Miniopterus natalensis is the source of this 690-nucleotide messenger RNA. The record is from RefSeq and is a predicted model, not a curated record. NCBI's taxonomy places the organism in Eukaryota, Metazoa, Chordata, Mammalia, Chiroptera, Miniopteridae.
AUGAGUCACCAUAGAUCUGAGCAAAUAUGGACAUUCNUGAUAUGUACCCCUAUAUUUCCACAGACAAUGAGUCGCCAUAGAUUUGAGCAAAUAUGGACAUUCUGGCAUUUCAAUGAUAACGCCAAAAUGGACAGUCGCUCGGGGAGACUUUUCAAGAUCCAACCUGUGCUGGAUUAUUUCCUGCAUAAAUUUCGAACAGUAUACAAACCAAAGCAACAGUUGGCUUUGGACGAGGGAAUGAUUCCAUGGAGAGGACGUUUAAAAUUUCGCACGUCCAACCCAGCAAAAAUAACAAAAUACAGUUUACUUGUUCGGAUGGUGUGAGAGAGUGACACCGGCUAUAUCUGCAAUAUGGAGAUAUACACUGCUGAAGGAAAGAAAUCGCAAGAAACUGUUCUUUCAGUCCUUGGACCCUAUCUUAGCAUAUGGCACCAUAUUUACCAGGAUAAUUAUUACAAUGACACUACUGCUGAAUUGCUGCUACAGAACAAAACUAGAGUCUUUGGGACUAUUAGGGAGAGUAGAGGUUUACUGCCAAAUUUGAAAAUGAAAACAUCAAGAAUGAAGAAAGGUGACAUAAUAUUUUCCAGAAAAGGUGAUAUUCUCCUAGCAUGGAAAGACAAGCGGGUUGUCCGAAUGAUAUCAACGAUCCAUGACACUUCUGUCUCAACAACAGGAAAAAAAAAAUAG